Messenger RNA from Mastomys coucha (southern multimammate mouse), 1494 nucleotides. It is a transcript of the gene Il22ra2, whose product is annotated as interleukin 22 receptor subunit alpha 2. The coding region runs from base 369 to 1001 and encodes 210 amino acids. NCBI's taxonomy places the organism in Eukaryota, Metazoa, Chordata, Mammalia, Rodentia, Muridae. Gene Ontology annotation, molecular function: protein binding; interleukin-22 receptor activity. The record is from RefSeq and is a predicted model, not a curated record. The transcript is spliced from 5 exons.
UUUCUCUCUCUUCUGUCUUUCUCUUCUGUCUUUCUCUCUGUCUUUCUGUCUUUCUCUCUCUCCCUCUCUCUCUCUCUCUCUCUCUCUCUCUCUUUCUCUCUCUCCAUAUAAAAAAUAAUGUAAUAAGAUAAAUUUAAGGAAACAUUUACCAUUGGUGGAGCCCACGGAAGUGCCGGACCAUUUGCCAUUUGUGGAUUUGCAGUUCCCCUUCUCAGCAGCCUCCUCAGACAGGCACACUUGCAACCAUGAUGCCUAAGCACUGCUUUCUAGGUCUCCUCCUCAUGUUCUUGACCAGUACAACAGAGAUUUCAUGAAAACCUUCUGCUCCCAACAGCAAUGUUCACAAUGAUGUUCUUGCCAUCUUAGAAAUGCAGCCAGCUCAUGUAUCUCUGAAGCUCCAGAAGGUCCAAUUUCAGUCCAGAAAUUUCCACAACAUUUUGCACUGGCAACCAGGGAGCUCUCUCACCAGCAAUGGCAGCAUCUACUUUGUGCAGUACAAGAUGUACGGACAGAGACAAUGGAAAGAUAAAAUUGACUGCUGGGGGACCACAGCGCUCUUCUGUGACCUGACCAAUGAAACCUUAGACCCAUACCAGCCAUACUAUGGGAGGGUGAUGAUGUCCUGCGCUGGAAGCCACUCUGCCUGGACCAUGACACCCCGCUUCACUCCAUGGUGGGAAACAAAACUAGGUCCUCUGGCAGUGACUAUAACUCGAGUUAAUGCAUCUUUGCGGGCACUUCUCCGUCCUCCAGAGUUACCAAAUAGGUACCAAAUUGGGAAAAAUACAUCCAUGGAAAAUUACUAUGACUUAGUAUACCGAGUUUUCAUAAUCAACAAUUUACUAGAGAAGGAGCAAAAAGCCUAUGAAGGAACUCAGAGAGCUAUUGAAAUAGAAGGUCUGACACCUCAUUCCAGAUACUGCGUAGUGGCUGACAUGUACCUGCCCAUGCUUGACAGAAGAAGCCCAAGAAGCCAGGAGAGGUGUGUGCGGAUUCCAUGAACUGGUCUGAGGCGCGAAACCAGGAGCUUGUCGAGAACAGGAUGACUUGUGCCUGGAACGGCUGACUAAACUUCUGUUUUGAUUUUCUUAGAGCAAUGUCUACCCAUACCUUUCAAGGAUUUCUUUAUCAGUACUUUCUUUUCUGUUUAUUUCAGUUAUAGAGUAAAUUUGAACAGAUUCAAAAAAUGGAAUUUAAAGAGGAGAUAAAGAAUAAAGAGCUUGUAGUGAUGCACACCUUUAAUCCCAGCAUUGAGAGGCAGAAUCAGAUAGAUCUCUGACUUUGGGGCCAGCCUGGUCUACAUAGAGAGUUCCAGGCUAGCCAGGGCCAGACAGUGAGAUCAUGCCUCAAAAAAAUAAAAUGUUAAGAUAAAAAUAUUCUGUAAAACACAGAAGUUUAUCUGAAUGUAGCAACUCUAACAAUAAUCAUUUUUCUGCUAAAACUCCCAAAUAAGAAUCAAAUAAUAAUAGGCAUUUAAUAAAUGUUGCAAUAAGG